AUGGGCUUCAAGGUCAUCAUCGCUGGAGGCAGUGUCUCUGGACUGUCUCUGGCGAACAUGCUGGAAAAGUUCAACAUUGACUACGUCCUCCUCGAAGCUUACCCCCAGAUCGCGCCCCAGGUCGGCGCAAGUAUCGGACUGUUGUCCAACGGCUUCCGCAUCCUCGAUCAGUUUGGCUGUUACGAGCCUAUUCGUGACAUUGCGGGAGACUUCUACCUGAAGGCUAGUAUUCGCGGAUCUGAUGGCAGGGUAAAAUCAGAAAACUCGCGUGCCUCCACUCACCACCUGGAAAACCGACUCGGAUACCCCUCCAUCUUCAUCGAUAGGCAGAUCCUUCUCCAGGUCCUGUACGACAACCUGCAACACAAGGAGAAGGUCCUCACGAAGAAGAGAGUUUCUCGAGUUGAUCUUGUCAAGGGUGGUGUCCAGGUUCACACCGACGACGGAUCCGUCUAUGAGGGAGACAUUAUUGUUGGCGCAGAUGGAAUCCACAGCGCCGUCAGAGAGGAGAUGUGGCGCAUCGGAAAGGAAGAGACGCCCGGAUACUUCCCCGAAGAUGAACAGUCUAGAGUUCCCGUCGACACGAAAUGCAUCUUUGGCAUCUCCAAGCGCCCCACAGAUCUGCCACCGUACACACAACAAAUGGUGCACCAAGGAGGCCGAAGCUACCUGAUUGUGCACGCGCCCGGCAACAGAACGUAUUGGUUCUUGUUCAAGGGCACCGGCAAGACCAUUUACGGCAAGGAUAUUCCUCGAUACUCUGAGGAUGACAAGGAGAAGUUGGCGAGUGAGCACAAGGACGACAAAGUCUACGACGACUUGACCUUCGGUGCCAUCUACAAGAACCGCAUCAUGUCGACCCUGGUACCUCUCGAGGAGUACGUGUUCGAGAAGUGGCAUUACAAGAGGAUCAUCACCAUCGGUGAUGCAAGCCACAAGAUCGAUCCCAUCUCCGGUCAAGGCGGCAACGGCGCCAUCGAAGCCGCAGCCCUCCUCAUCAACGCCCUCACCAACAUGCUUGAGAAGAACCCCAAGAGCCCAACGGAGGAGGACAUCAGCAACGCCUUCGCUUACGUCCACGAGAAGCGCCACGCCAGAGCAAAGGCCUUGGUCGCCAGCGCUCACAACCUCCAGAUGAUCCUGACCGGCAGAUCACCCCUUUCCACCAUCGUCGUCAACGUUCUCAUGCCCAUCCUCGGUGAGGAGAGCUUCCUCAAGACCAUCACCCCGAUCGCCACAGCCAGCCACCACAUUGAGAGACUCCCUCUCCCGAAGAGACCCCGUCUCAUUCCUUACAAUGAUGAGCUCCCGGCCAGGCCUAUCGAGAGCAAGGCGACCUGGGCACCUUUCGUUCUGUCUGCGGGAGUCCUGGGUGCGUUGUUGUACCAAGCAGCGUCGCCAGCGCACAUUGCGAACGUCGUCCGUUCAUUCCAGGCACUGCCGGCUCUGCUGAAUGGUGCAGCAAGCAACUCCAGCCUUGUUGCUUCAUUCGCAGCACCUGCGGCUGAGAAUACGGCGCAGACUAUCCAGCUCCGAGCCAACCUUCUCUCUGCUCUCACGAUGUGGUUUGUAGAAGGUAGCCGCGUUGGUAACAAGAUUGCCGUUCUGUCUUGGCCCGCAACCGCCGUCGCCGCGUACACCAUCCUCGGCCCCAAGGCCGUCAUGCCUGCGUUCAGCUUGGCAACGCUUCUUCUGGGCGCCAACAACAUCCCCGGCCGCCACGUUCCCACCAACAUCGCCAAGUCAAUCCUGCCUGCCGUCGUCACAGGCUACGGCAUCCCCAUGGUCCUGGCAUCCCUGCCCAUUCAGAACCCCCAACUUCGUCAAGCCGCCAACGUCGUCGCCACCGCGGCCCCUCUUCUCAGCGCGGCACUCCUUAAGCUGAUCCCCAACGCGAUCAAGACCGUUAAGAACCUCAUCAACCCGCCCAAGCCCGACGUCGAGGUCAAGGAGGAAGAGACGGAGGAAUUCCUCGACAUGUACCAGAAGAAGGACGUUGCGCCGCUGAAGUCCACCUACGCUUUCACUGCGGGUGUCUGCGCAGUGGCCCAUAUUGUUGGUGCCAUCUACACCAACUUCGAGAACCCUUCCACAGUUGGAGCUGCGGGUCUGCUUACUGGCAGCAGCGCAUUGUUUGGGUUGGCCUCUGUGACCCUGUCCUCUUACCUGACUUGGGACCUGAGGACACAGGGAUAUCUGACCAACAAACAAACCCUCAUUGCCGGUCUGGCCAACCUCGCUAGCAACGUCUUGCUCGGCCCGGGAGCCGCUUUCUCUGGCUUCUUCUACUGGCGCGAGAACGUCAUUUCCAGCCUCGGUGACACAUUUCCUUGA
Molecule: messenger RNA, 2334 nt
Organism: Colletotrichum chrysophilum
Lineage: Eukaryota; Fungi; Ascomycota; Sordariomycetes; Glomerellales; Glomerellaceae
Exons: 5
Coding region: 1-2334 (777 amino acids)
Molecular function (GO): FAD binding
Source: RefSeq, a predicted model, not a curated record